AUAUAAGUGUGUUUUCAUAUGAUUUUCAUACUAUUUUCUAUUUUGUUAUUCUAUAUUUUUUUAAUAAUAGUACACUUUAUCCGUUACUAUACAGUUCAUACCAUUUGGGAGUCCGCUCUUCACAGUACCGACAGUAUAAGACCUACAGAUCUAUGAUCUCAUUCAACCACUGAAAUGGAGGAAAACGGUGGGUCCGUGGAAGUAGUGAUCGUGAAGAUGGAACUGGGGGAGAAUGGUCUAGAGGAGACAAAUGUGCCGUCACCUGCAUAUAGUGAGUUUUCUAACACCAUCAAAAGGCACAAAACUUGCGCGGUGACUAGAAUUCUGACUGGACACUUUGAGGUUAAGUUAGAGUAUGAGGGGCAAGCUGUACAGCAAGAGCCCUCCUGCUCCGAGCAGUACACGAACCAUGAGGUCAAGGACGACCAUGAGGUCAAGGACAACCAUGAGGUCAAGGACGACCGUGAGGUCAAGGACAACCAUGAGGUCAAGGACGACCAUGAGGUCAAGGACAAUCUUAUGCUGAGCACGGAGAGUGCACGGCCCAAAGAUUCUAACCAACCAAUAGCCGUGAAACCGGAGCCAGGAUCGGAACCAGAGCCCUCUGCCGUCCUUGACGCGCAACAUAGCAAACAAACAAAACCAUUCUACAAUCGUUUUACUGUACAUAAACGGCUGCAUAAAGGCAAAAAAGUCUACUCUUGCAAUAUGUGCGAAAAACAAUUUGUACGCCCAAGUGAAUUGACUAUACAUGAACGUUCACACACUGAAGAGAAACCCUACUCGUGUGAUUUUUGCGAAAAGAAGUUUUUGCGUUCAAUGGAAUUGACAAACCAUAGGCGGAUACAUACCGGCGAACGGCCCUUCGAAUGUGAAGUAUGCAAUAAGAAAUUUGCGCAUGCAAGUAUUUUGCAUUUACAUAAACGCAUUCACACAGGUGAGAAAAAAUACUCAUGCGAUAUCUGCAAUAAGCACUUUGCGCGAUGGAAUGGCCUGGUUAUACAUAAAAAAUAUCAUACAGGUGACCGGUCACAUUCUUGUGAUCUCUGCGAAAUGAAAUUUGUAACGUCUACUGAUUUGAAGAAACAUAAACUGACGCAUAAUCGUGAAAAGCCAUAUUUGUGUAAAAUAUGUGAAGAACAGUUCGAUGACAAGAACGCUUUAGUGAAACACAGACAAAGCCAUAUAGGAGAAAAUACAUGUAAGGAAUUGCUGUGCGACAUUUGUAACAAGUUAUUUGCGAGUGCGGAUCACGUGGCCAGACAUAAAAAGCUACACAGUGGUGUGAAGCCGUACACUUGUGAAGUAUGCAAUAAACAAUUCGCGAAUUCUAGUUACUUGAUCAGACAUAAAAAAAUACACACCGGCGUGAAGCCACACACUUGUGAAAUAUGCGAAAAGCGCUUCACAAAUUCCAAUGGCCUGACUAGACAUAAAAAAACCCACACUGGCGUAAGACCAUUUACGUGCGAAGUAUGUAAGCAGCAGUUCAGUGAAUUAAGCAAUUUAAAUCUUCAUAGACGAAUACACACGGGCGAAAAACCGUAUUCAUGCGACGUAUGUGAAAAGAAAUUUGCCCGACCGGAUUAUUUAAAGACUCAUAAACGAUUACAUGUUGGCGAGGCUCCAUCAAAGACUGAUGCUCAGUCAGUCAAACGUAAAUGGUUUGACAGAAAACAAACAACUUAGUUAAGUUAGCCGUAUAACUUAAAAUUUAAAUGCCCAGGUUAUAAAUAAAUAUAAUUAUAUUAA
Molecule: messenger RNA, 1752 nt
Organism: Cydia splendana
Lineage: Eukaryota; Metazoa; Arthropoda; Insecta; Lepidoptera; Tortricidae
Product: zinc finger protein 436-like
Exons: 4
Coding region: 175-1689 (504 amino acids)
Biological process (GO): regulation of transcription by RNA polymerase II
Molecular function (GO): DNA-binding transcription factor activity, RNA polymerase II-specific; RNA polymerase II cis-regulatory region sequence-specific DNA binding
Source: RefSeq, a predicted model, not a curated record